This is a messenger RNA of Endocarpon pusillum Z07020, 2376 nucleotides long. RefSeq lists its product as uncharacterized. The record is from RefSeq and is a predicted model, not a curated record. NCBI's taxonomy places the organism in Eukaryota, Fungi, Ascomycota, Eurotiomycetes, Verrucariales, Verrucariaceae. The transcript has a single exon. Bases 1 to 2376 code for a protein of 791 amino acids.
AUGGUCAGCGAUAUGGCAGAGCAACAUUCAAUCAAUGAGGUCGUUGCAAGCCAAGUGCGCAGCAACUCUACCCCAGAGCCAUCGCUUCGGCAAAGUCCUUUUGCAAGUACAGAAGAAGCCACCUCUCGUCUAGAGCUGGAAGAAGAUGAAGCGCAGGUCGAGCGUAUUGAUCGUCCUGCGACGCCGGCUUCUGCGACAGACGCUGUAGAUGCCGAUGAGCAUCAAUCUCCGGUCCCAAGUACCAACUUUUCUGAAGCAGCUACGUUGCUCACCAGAGAUUCCCACUACACAGCAAAUACUGGUGGGAGAGCUGAACAAUCAUGGCGUGGAGGCAUCGCCAAUAUCUGGAAUCCACCCAGUACCUUCUUGUCCAAUGACCCUUCUGAAUCAGGUUCGUCUGUGGUUGGUGAGGAAAGCACUACUUCUUCAUUAAGGGACGUUCCCCAGGUGGAAACUCCUCCCAUCGAAAUAUCUGCCGCGCCUGUCACAGGACCUGAUGAGCCUCGAUCAUUCUUCGACAGUGAUUCGGAGAGCGAUGGGGAAACAAUCCUCCGUACCGCAAGUCGAGCCAGCAGCCUUCGUGGUCAGCGUCCAAAACUCGUUGAGCACAACUCGUCCAAUGUGAGCCUCGGUAGAACAAGGUUCUACCAGUCUGCUCGACUUGCCCCCCCUCGCAAUCCGGGUCCGUCUCACAGCAAAGCAGAGCAGAUUUUAGGCAUCAAGCUUAAGAAUUUGCUUGACUUGACACCCGUAGGAGAAAGCUCGAAUCCACUUGCUUCAGCCAAUACUGCCACCUUGAACGCUCUAACGGCGAAUGCAGUGGCAAAGGCAUCUACUACAGCUCUUGCACCGUCGACUCCGGCAACGCCCGCCUCGUUUGAUUCUUCAUCGGUGAGGGAAGUUCCCAAUACUCCCACAAGGGUUGAAGCCCUCGAUACUCUACCUUCGCCUUGGGGUGGUUUUGGCACUCUGCGUCUGUCUGGGCAAAAUGCUGAUCGUGUGGGAGCGUCUCCCUUGGAUGCUCUUCGAUCUAACCCUGUCACACGAAUUGACACAGUCGGGCUACAUCGAUCCACCUCAGCCCCUCCACUGCCCUACCGCAGAAACAGGAAGGUCACCAUCCGUCCCGUAGAUAUGGAAAUCAUUCAAACGGCCCAUCAAAAGAAGUUCUUCAGGGAUUCUGUGGUCAGUACGCCGUAUCCGACACGUCAGCAAAGCAUCGCCAUUGCAGAUGUCGUCCGAACGCCCACUAUUCCGAGGAAGGGCAGUAACACGCUGGCGCCGAAAACAGAAAAAGACUCUAUUCAGUCACCCACUGUCGCUCAGGUAUCGCCUCCAGAAAUUCUGAUCCUUGAAUUGUCCCUCACAAGACAACCACUCUCGACCAAGAUGAUCACCAUCCCAAUCUACGACCGUAGCACCUUUGACGACUGCGCUCUCUUCUCCAGCCUCCGAAACAGCUAUAACCACACCAUACUUGGCUUCACUCUGCGCUUCCUCACCGCAAGAACUCUCUCAUACACCACUUUCAUCUUUCCAUCCUCACCUAGCACCACAGGACCAGCCAUCCCCUUCGACGCAGCCGACUUCCUUAAACACCUUAAACACCCCAAAUCCGGCCACAGACGAAAGACCUGGCUCCAAUGGCUACGCAAACAUCAACCACGCUCCAUCGCCAACAACAACAACCCGGGCCCGUCAUCGCGAGAUCUAACAGCUCGCUCAGGCAGUAUCGUCACCGCAGCCUCACCAGCGACCUAUUUCUCCUCGGAAGGUAUACCGCGAACACCCGCUUUCAUUGAUCCACGGUCCCCUCCUCCUCAUCCUCCUCCUCCUCCACCACCACCACCACACUCAAACCCCAUCUCCCCUUCAAACGCCAACGCCAAUGCGAACCCCAACUCCUCACUCCUCUCUGCCCCCUCCUUCACAUCGUCUUCUCAGCCCGUCGUUACGACAAAUCCCGUGAUAAUCCUCCACCACUCCUUCUCCCUCCCGCGCAUCGCAGCCGCCAUCUCCCUCGUCCUGGCCCUAACCGCCCUCACAACGAUUCUGUGGGUGUUGUUCGGGACGCCGGGCGUUAGCGCCGCAGACUCCCACGCGAGGGAGCUGCUGAGGGAUGGCAAUGGGAGUGGGAUGGGGAGUGGAGUUCCGAAUGGAGGUGCGGCUGGGACGGGGAGUGGUAUAGGACUGGACAGUGGGAGUACGGGUGGAAGUGGAGGUGUUAGUGCUCUGACAGGCCAGGCCACGAAUUGGGAUUGGAGAGUCAGUGCGCAGACGCGGGUUCUCACGGGGCUGGUGAUGGGUGUCUUGGUGUUUUUGAUGGGAACGACGGGGGUGUUGGGCUGGGUUGGGGGUAGCUGGGCUGCGCUCUGA